This is a messenger RNA of Tribolium castaneum (red flour beetle), 3829 nucleotides long. Its product is annotated as 3'-5' RNA helicase YTHDC2. The transcript is spliced from 8 exons. The coding region runs from base 135 to 3680 and encodes 1181 amino acids. Lineage: Eukaryota; Metazoa; Arthropoda; Insecta; Coleoptera; Tenebrionidae. The record is from RefSeq and is a predicted model, not a curated record. Gene Ontology annotation, cellular component: intracellular anatomical structure. Gene Ontology annotation, molecular function: protein binding; RNA binding; ATP binding.
CACUGUCGUGGCGAAAUUUUGGCCAUCACUGCCUCUUUCUGUUGACAUUAUAUAAUGACAGCAAAAAAUAAGGUUAUGUAACGUUCUUUUUUGCCCAAAAACUGGAAAAAAGGGGCCCAGACCCCCCCAAAAAAAUGUCCACGCGUAUCAAACGCAAACACAGGAUGUCUUUCUGGGACAAAGUUGACAUGGAAGUGCUUGAAGCCACGUCUGAAACGUUCCGAAUUGAAGUGGAUAAGGCCUUUCAGACGUUCCUUGCAGAUGGGGGCGCUAAAGAAUACUCGUUUCCGACGAAUUUAAAUAAUUUUGAACGCAAACAUAUUCAUCAGAAAGCUGCAAGUUAUAAUUUAGUGUCUCGGAGUCAUGGCAAGGACCCCAAUCGCGUUAUUACGAUUUAUAAGAAAGGGGCAAAGUCAAAUUUCGAGUCGUUUUACAUUGAUUUAACCCCGGAAACUGUACGCGAGCUGGAUAAGACGCUCCAGGUGGUGGGGAUGUCCCCAAUGGGGGCGCCCCCUCUCCGGUGGACUUGCCGCGAUAAAGUCUUCGGGAAGUUGUCGCUGGGGGUUCCACCCCCGGUGACAGCCCCCCGACUGACUCCCCAGAUCGCCGCCUUCCGUAAACAACUCCCCAUUUACGAUUUGCGACAAGUGAUUGUCUCCAAAGUGCGAAAAAAUCGCGUCUUGAUCGUGUCUUCGGAGACAGGUUCGGGGAAAACCACCCAAAUCCCCCAAUUUAUAAUGGAUGAUGCCCUCCAAAGGGGCGAACCGUGUCGUAUUUUAUGCACACAACCACGUCGCAUUUCCGCCGUCUCGGUCGCCGAGAGGGUGUCUUUCGAGCGGGGGGCCCCCUUGGGCGAGACAGUGGGGUACCACAUCCGACUCGAGUCAAAAGUGGGCUCCAAUUGUAACCUAAUCUAUUGCACGAAUGGGGUUUUGGUGCGGAGUCUCAUGUCGGGCAUGGGGGCCCUGGGGACCCUCACGCACGUUAUCAUCGACGAGGUGCACGAACGGGACAAACUGUCCGAUUUUUUGCUCAUUUGCUUGAGGGAGAGUCUGAGGAAGGGGGCCCCCAUUAAGUUGCUUCUGAUGUCUGCCACUAUUAACGUGGAGAAGUUCCAGCGGUAUUUUGAGGGGGCUGAGGUGUUGGCGGUGCCGGGGAGGUUGUUUGCGAUUAGGGAAUUUUUUCUGGAUGAUGUGCUGGAGUUGACUGGCUAUGAUGCUGUAGUGAGGGAAAAAAGGAAUUUUUUUGAGGGGGCUGUCGGGGAGAAUCCCCUGUUUGAUGAGGUUAUUAUGAGGGUGCUGCAAGGGGGCAUUGACAAUGAGCAGAAUUGGGCACAAUUAUUACAGUUUCUUUUGACUGAUAUGCCGGUGAAUUACCGACAUUCGGAAAAUGGGGCGACGGCUUUAAUGGCAGCUGUGAGUCAGGAUAAUGUCGAUAUGGUGGAGAAGUUGUGCAGUUUGGGCGCUGACCCUCACAUCCCCUCAAAAAGCGGCCAGACCGCGCUCUCCAUCGCCGAAAACAAGCACCUGGAGGAGAUCCUCCUCAUCCUCAACGUGACCUCCCGUCCUCUGUUACCACGCGAGGACCUUCUCACGAAUUAUUACAAAACUUGCGCUGAUGAAGACAUCAACUAUGACCUCCUCAUCCGUCUGAUUUACACCAUCCAUCUUCAGUACCACACCGGCGCCAUUUUGGUGUUUUUGCCAGGCUAUGAUGAUAUAAUGAUCUGUAAUGAUCGCCUGUUGGAGACCAACAUUGAUAAAAACUCAUACCGGGUGUUUUUCCUCCACGGUUCAAUGAAUAUCAAGGAACAGCAUGAGGUGUUUAAACCGUUCCCUGAUAAUGUAAGGAAGAUUAUUUUAUCGACGAAUAUUGCUGAGACGAGUUUGACCAUUGAUGAUGUGGUUUAUGUUGUCGAUUGUGGCAAAGCUAAAGUGCAAACGUAUGACUCGUGCAGCGGUCUCUCCUCCCUCCAAACCCAAUGGAUCUCCAAAGCCUGCGUCAAACAGCGCGCAGGUCGUGCAGGUCGCACCCAAUCAGGUGUCUGCUUCCACCUCUUCUCACGCACUCGUUACGACUCGUUCUUAGACGAACGCAUUCCCGAAAUAUUACGAGUACCACUUGAGGAACUCUGCCUUAAUACUAAAUCUCUAGCUGAUAACAUAUCCAUCUAUAACUUCCUUGUAAUGGCGCCCGAUCCGCCAUCUUCCAACACCGUCAAAACCGCAAUCGAAAAUCUCGAAUGUCUCGGCGCACUUGAUAAAGAAGAACGCCUUACACCUCUAGGAGAAUAUCUAAGCCAACUGACCAUCGAACCCCAUUUAGGAAAAAUGCUCAUCUAUUCGGCCAUUUUCAAGUGUUUGGACCCGAUUUUGACAAUUGUGGCAUCGUUGGCCCAAAAGGACCCGUUUCAGCUCCCACCACAAGCCAAUCUUCGGAGUUUUGCCGCUGAAAAGCGCAAAAGUCUCACUGCCAACACCUACAGUGACCAUAUGGUCUACCUGAAGGCUUUCAUCAAAUGGCAGGAUUCGGUAAAGUACCGAAAAGAGCGGAAUUUUUGCCGCGAAUUUUUCAUAAGUCCCUCCACCAUGGAGACAAUACUUAAGACAAGGUCGCAACUUUUGGGACAAUUGCGUGCUGCUAAGUUUGUGCCGUCGAAUGGUACUUCAAUGGUGGCCUUGAAUACGAAUUCCGAGAAUUGGCCCUUGGUUAAGGCUGUUAUUUCGUCGGGACUUUACCCGAAAUUGGCGUUUAAGAAAGGGGCGAAUUUUUGCACAAGGACGGAAAAAAAAGUACUGGUGCAUAAUACGAGUCCGAUGAGUAAGGAUUUGCCCUUGUGGUUGGUUUAUGACGAAAUGGUCAAGGUCAGGAAUGGGCAUCAGGUUAGGGGAGUCACACCGGUAACACCUGUUACGAUAUCGUUAAUGUGUGGCAUAAAAGUCACCUAUCCAAUGCAAAAUUAUCUCGAAAUUGAUGAAUGGCUCGAAUUCGAAUUUCCCUCCCCUCACAUUAUCAAUCUUCGUCGUUUAAUCGAAACAAUAAUCGAAAAAAAACUCCUCAACCCCACCAACAUUCUCAGCGAAAACGAAGAGUUGGCGAUGAUCGCCCUCUCCAAAAUCCUGAUUUACGAAGACAGGGCUGCCAAACUCGAAAUUCCGGUGGGAAUUCGCCAAAAACCCCGAUUUUUCGAACUGAAUCGAGCGCUCGAUUACGUCGAAAAUCGGGGCGCUUUCGGGGGACCCUCCACCUCGGGAGCCCCAAAUAUGGCCCCCAUGCACCCCCAGUACGAAAAUUCCGUUUUUUUGCUAAUCAAAGUGAAGCAGGAAUGCAGCGUUAAAAUCGCCUUCGAUUCAAACAAGUGGAUUUUUUCGCCGCAAACUGAAAAACAAGUCAUGGCCCUAGAUAAUGGUGGUAUGAAUGUUUAUUUGGUAUAUACUGUGCAAAAAUUGAAUGCGUUUUAUGGAAUUGCCAAAUAUUUGACGUUUGACACAACACGUCAUAAAACUUCGGCGGCCAUUGAGUGGAUUUUCAAGUCUUGUGUGCCGUACAAGAGUGUCAGCCAUUUGAGGAACGCUCUGAACAAUAAUCGCUUGAUCUACGAUGGCUUGGACGGGCAGGAGAUAGAGAUGGGAGCGGCGCUGCAAUUAUGGGACCUCUAUCUUGGUCAAAAAAGACAGUGAUUUUUUCAAGUAACUGUGUUAGAAGUAUUACAUUUUUUUAAUUUGAUGUUGUGAUAUUGAUUUAUGUUUGCGAUUUUUAGAAGAUGUAUUUUUUUGUAUAAAUGAGUAACGACGUACCUUUUAGGAUAAUAAAGUUUCUUUAUUUCGUA